Messenger RNA from Hevea brasiliensis (rubber tree), 1732 nucleotides. RefSeq names its product transcription factor TCP14. The transcript has a single exon. Bases 305 to 1492 code for a protein of 395 amino acids. Gene Ontology annotation, molecular function: DNA-binding transcription factor activity; sequence-specific DNA binding. The record is from RefSeq and is a predicted model, not a curated record. NCBI's taxonomy places the organism in Eukaryota, Viridiplantae, Streptophyta, Magnoliopsida, Malpighiales, Euphorbiaceae. Gene Ontology annotation, cellular component: nucleus.
UACCCAUAUAAUUCCCACUCAUUAUCUUUUUGGCUUAAAGUUUGCCCUCUUCCUUAUCCUCUCUCUAACAUCAAUUCUCAAGGGAAUUCCAGGAAACCAAACAAAAGAGAGAAACCAUUAAAGGGUCUCUCUUAGGCUUAGAGGAGAGAAAGAGAGAGAGAGAGAGAGAAAGAGUUUCCUUCUCUCUACCCUUCUGUUACAAGGAGACCCACCAACAGAUUAAACUAAAACCCUCACUCCUUCCUCUAAAAAUACAGCAGAAAACAAAAAAGCCAUUGGAGAAACAGCAUAUUUUCAUGCCAUCAUGGAAGGAGGUGAUGAUCAGCUCCACCACCACCACCACCACCAUCACCAUCGCCCUAACUUCCCAUUCCAGUUACUUGAAAAGAAAGAAGACGAGCCUUGCUCCUCCUCCUCUCCUUACCCUUCUUCUCUUCCCAUCUCCACUGCUGAACCAAACAACAACAAUAAUAACACCAAUAGUAGCCUAAACCGUUCCGCUUCCAGUCUCCAAAUUGUCCCAGAACCCUCCAAGAAACCCCCUCCUAAACGAACAUCGACUAAAGAUCGACACACGAAGGUCGAUGGACGUGGCCGCAGAAUUCGCAUGCCCGCUCUGUGCGCUGCUAGGGUUUUCCAGCUAACUCGUGAGCUGGGUCACAAAUCCGAUGGUGAAACCAUCGAGUGGUUACUUCAACAAGCAGAACCAGCAGUGAUCGCCGCCACAGGCACCGGCACAAUCCCUGCGAAUUUUACGUCCCUUAACAUAUCUCUACGUAGCUCAGGUUCCAGUAUGUCAGUCCCUUCUCAGUUAAGAUCGGCUAGCUUUAAUCCAAACUUUUCGAUGCAACAACGCAGAAGUUUGUUUCCUGGAAUUGGUCUAGAAACCUCACCAACACCAACGUUUCUUAAUUUCCAGUCUAGCAAUUUGAAUGCGGUACUCCAAGCAAAGCAAGAACUGCGCGAUAGUUCUUCCCUGGAGUUGUCGACGGAGACAGAAGAGAGCUUGAGCAGGAAAAGAAGGCCAGAGCAAGAUUUAUCAUCGCAACAGCAUCAGAUGGGUAGCUACUUGUUGCAAUCCAGCACAGGGGCAAUUCCAGCUAGCCAUACUCAGAUUCCGGCAAAUUUUUGGAUGCUUGCAAAUCCUAAUAAUCAAGUUAUGAGUGGAGACCCUAUAUGGACAUUUCCAUCAGUUAAUAAUAGUGCUUUGUACAGAGGCACUACUUCUAGUGGGUUGCAUUUUAUGAAUUUUCCUGCCCCUGUGGCCUUGUUACCGAGCCAGCAAUUGGGGUCUAGUAGCAUUGGCGGUGGUGGUAGUGGCGGUAACAGUGGGAUCAACGAAGGCCAUUUGAAUAUGCUUGCUGGACUAAAUCCAUAUCGCCCUCCCGGUAUGUCGGAAUCACAGGCAAGUGGGUCACACUCACACCACUGCGGUGGUGGUGGCGGCGGCAACGGGGAUGAUCGUCACGACACAACAAGUCAUAAUUCAUAGAGCAUCAUGAUAAUGAUCACAUCAUUCCCCACCUGUGUAGUUUGAUUUGUAACACACGUGAGGUUUGAUCGUUCUUGAAUUUGAGAUUUGUUUUUUUUCUUCUUGGUUAAUUAUUCCAAAAUUUUUUGUGUGAUUAAUAUGGGGUUUUAGGGUUUGCUCGAGGGAUGACAAUAUUAUUUAACAUGGGUAUUGGCUGGUUUUUUUUAUAAAAAAUUCUCAUUUGGUUUUUUUUUUUGAUAA